CAUCGCCAAAAGUAAGGCUGGAUAAACGCUGAGUUCAGCGACUGAUUGGCCAUUUGGAUCUACCGUCCCUUUUCCAGGCGACAAAGACCAGUUUGCCAAGCACGAGAACGGCAACACGUACGGGUUGCCGUACGACUACGAAUCGGUUAUGCACUACAAGCACAACGCCUUCGCCAAAGACAGCGGCAUCCCGACUAUCGUCCCAACCAGCAGAAAGUCGAAGAUUGGACAGAACCGGGAUCUGAGUCCGUUGGAUGUGGUCAGAAUACACCGACGGUUCCGGUGUUCGAUUGCGGACCCAAAGACGUUUUCCUCAGGCGAAGACAGUUGCAACGAGAAGUCGGGUAACUGUCCUGUCUGUCCGAUUGCGCAAGCAGGAAAGCAGGAUCAGUGCGAAUCCGGAAACAGCAGGGAAGAUGAUGGUGAAAACAAUGGGAUGUUUACUGCAACAGAAUCGUUCCUGCAGUUUUCCCAGGAGCCAAUGACCGCAGAGCAAUGUGGGCUUCAGUUCACCACCAGCUGUAAUAACCCGCGAUAUACAGCUGAGAACUGCACGUAUACGCGAGCGCUUGCCAUCAACUGCAGCACGCUCGUUACUUCGGCAGAAAUUCGGCAGAUCAGCGCUGGACUUUCCAGAUCUCCAAAGAGAGCAAUUGCGGUUGAUCUUUAUGAUGGUGACUACAUCGUUUUCGAUAACUUCCACACGGUCCGGCAACAAGUUGUGGCGACUGCCAUCACAAACUGCAUUUCUAGCCGGACCGUUCAAAAACUGGCCGCACUACGUUUUUCCAGUUUGUUAGAAUUGGAGAUAAAACACUGCUAUGGACUGGAAAUCAAGAGAGCUGAUUUCGGCCAGUCAAACAAGAUCACAGUGAUUACUUUUGAAGACACUACUAUUAAAAUGUUGGAGAAGGGCACGUUUACUGAUCUGCCGUCUUUGCGAGUGCUAUCCUUAGAGUUGGGCAUGCGUAACAUGGCUGUUUUCGGGCGGACCAUUCGAGAUUACCUGAAGAAGGUCCACUGCGGCUGCGAUUUCUAGUGGUUUCGCGAUUGGUGGGAAGGUAAUCGGCAAUUGCUGCGAAAGGCUGCAGCAGAGGAAGUGUACCUCAUCCCAGAAGCACGGAGAAAUAAUAAUUACACUAAAGAGGACAUUUAUCUGCCCAUUGACUGCUCGGUUAACCCGUUUCCUACUGUACCAACUUCCAUAGACCAUAAACAGUACAGGUUCUCAAUCAACGUACCGCAGUUUUCGAGUGCCGACGUUGACACAUCACAAUGCUCGGAUGAACUGUUGAACUCUAAAGAC
Molecule: messenger RNA, 1306 nt
Organism: Paramacrobiotus metropolitanus
Lineage: Eukaryota; Metazoa; Tardigrada; Eutardigrada; Parachela; Macrobiotidae
Exons: 4
Coding region: 149-1039 (296 amino acids)
Biological process (GO): proteolysis
Molecular function (GO): metalloendopeptidase activity
Source: RefSeq, a predicted model, not a curated record